Messenger RNA from Exaiptasia diaphana, 2775 nucleotides. Its product is annotated as hsp90 co-chaperone Cdc37. Gene Ontology annotation, cellular component: cytoplasm. Gene Ontology annotation, molecular function: protein-folding chaperone binding; protein kinase binding; heat shock protein binding. Gene Ontology annotation, biological process: protein stabilization; protein folding. The transcript has 13 exons. The coding region runs from base 75 to 1520 and encodes 481 amino acids. Lineage: Eukaryota; Metazoa; Cnidaria; Anthozoa; Actiniaria; Aiptasiidae. The record is from RefSeq and is a predicted model, not a curated record.
GCGCAUGCUCGCAGACAAGUUCUCAUUUAGUGACGAASAGUUGAAGUGCAUUUUGAAGGUUUUUCCACGCUAAAAUGGUGGAUUACAGUCGUUGGGACCACAUUGAGGUCAGUGAUGACGAAGAUGACACUCACCCCAACAUUGACACACCCAGUUUGUUCCGAUGGCGUCACCAAGCCAGGGUUGAAAGAAUGGAAGAGUCUAAGAAAAAGAGAGAUGCACUUGAAGCCAAAAUGAAGCAGAAAAGACAAGAACUAGAAAACCUAAGGGAAAAGCUAAAAAACACAGAUAUCAAUAAAGAUAAUGUAGCAAUGCAGUUGAAAAAAGCUGAAGAAGAGAUGAAAGCUUUUAAGAAAGAAGAUGAACAGCUAUCAAAAAAUGAAAAGGUAAAAAUUAUUAAAACAAAGACAUUUGACACGGAGUGCUGUUACUCAAAGCAAAGGUACAGCAAUAUGGUUCUUUCUAAACUGUGUCCUUUAAGAUGUGUAUUUAUUAUUAACAAACCAAAACCUAGUGAUGGAAAUAAAGAACUUACGCCAGAAGAGCAAGAGGAAAGAAGUAAAGAGUUCAUGGACAAAUACGAGAAUGAAAUCAAGCAUUUUGGGAUGCUUCAUGACUAUGGAGAUAGUCGGGACUAUUUGAUAAAACAUCCUCACUUGACGUGUGACGACACCGCCAACUACUUGGCACUAUGGUGCAUUAAUCUACAAGUACAAGAGAAAGAGGCAUUGAUGGAGAGAGUUGCACAUCAAUGUAUCAUAAUCCAGUACAUCUUGGAACUCGCAAAACAGCUCCAUUCAGAUCCUAAAGCAACUGUCCCGUCCUUUUUUACAAAUACAAGACUUCUUGUACUGAAAGAGUUCAUGGACAAAUACGAGAAUGAAAUCAAGCAUUUUGGGAUGCUUCAUGACUAUGGUGAUAGUCGGGACUAUUUGAUAAAACAUCCUCACUUGACGUGUGAUGACACAGCCAACUACUUGGCACUAUGGUGCAUUAAUCUACAAGUACAAGAGAAAGAGGCAUUGAUGGAGAGAGUUGCACAUCAAUGUAUCAUAAUCCAGUACAUCUUGGAACUCGCAAAACAGCUCCAUUCAGAUCCCAAAGCAACCGUCCCGUCCUUUUUUACAAAAAUUGUCCGAGCCAAGUCUGACUUCCCAGAGUACAUGGAGGCAUUCAAUGAUGAGCUUACGUCGUUUAAGAAAAGAGUGAAAGAACGAGCAGAGGCUCGCAUAGAGAAAGCAAUGAAGGAAGCAGAAGAGGAGGAAAGACAAGCAAGACUUGGUCCAGGUGGACUGGAUCCAGUAGAGGUGUUUGAAUCUCUGCCUAAGGAACUCCAAGAAUGCUUCGAGAAAAAAGAUAUCCCAAUGCUCCAAGAAGCUCUGGGUAAAAUGCCUGAGGCGGAAGCACGGGAAUGGCUCAAAAAGUGUGUGGACUCUGGACUGUGGAUUCCUAAUGCUGAAGAUGCCAAGAAGGAAAARGARACAGAAACWUACGAAGAAGUAAAASAGCCAUCGUCRUAAUAUUUGCUAAGCUUCGUCUUUUAAGCAAAAUAUUCCUUUUUGGUCUUAAAAAUUCAAUAUAAAUGCUAUGGUAUGCUUCAGUGGUCUCGGUAUAAUAGAGUGCGCGCCACAUAAGCAUGAAACAAUUCUUAAGUAAUUAGCGCCUAAUAAGAUUUAGUUAUCAACUAACUAAGAAUUUAGUUAAGCGUGAACAAAGACAAUUUCCUUUUCUGGCAUUGUGUUCAUGAACUGGUGAAUUCUUAGUUGAUAACUAAAUCCUAUUAGAUAUUGAUUGUUAAGAAUUGUUUCACGCUUAUUUGGCGUGCACUCUAUUAGAUWCAUUAUAGAGACACCAGUUCCUUGAAGAUGUAUUAGACUUUAUGUUAAUUCCUUAAACCAUGUGGGAUAAGCACGGACUUUAUAUAAGAGCAUGCGCUAUAAGUACAUGAGUGGAUAGCAUUGCUGUCUCUGGCAAUAGGCCAUUUUCAUGAUGGCGUAACUUUACUACAACUACCAGAGAGCCUUGCGCAUUUUUAUUGUUAUUCAGAUUUUUAAUCCCCUUGGAGAUUAAUAAAACAAUCGGCACUAAUUGUAUUACAAAAGAAAGUUGGCAAAGCAUUCUGGUAGUUGUAGUUAAUGCCGCCAUAAUACAAAUCGGCUAUUUCAAKUCGCCUUUGCAGUAUGUCAUUAUUGCGCAUGGUCUUGCAGGUAACGCUCGCUUUGCAUGCUAGUUCUAUAAUAUUGGAAUGGACUGUCAUUAUCUUUCCACGAGCAUUCGUUUCUUUUGGUCAGCGCCCAAGAGAAAUGAACUCAGGCUUGGUGUAAAAGUAUCUCCUGAAUCGAAAGACAGUAAAGUAUCUUCUGAAAUAAAAAGUAGAAAUUGAUUUUAAAAGGCAUUAGAACCACCUAAAAACAAGCGAUCUGAAGAUUGAAUAAAACGACCAGUGUUCCGACACUUCAUUGAAGUUAGCUAUUGUUCAACUCUGACUCGUCGCCAGUCUUCUCGCGCGCCAAUUCUUCAAGAGACGACUCGGGACUUGGAAUUCAACGAGGAUUCAGCAUCGCUGCAUGUUCCAAGAUACAUUGUAGCGAUUAACGAAGGAUGGAUACAGUUAUCCAUUCCAUAUAAUAGAUUUUGUAUUGGUUUCACCUGAUGUAAGACGAUUUAUCCGAUGGAUGCAGUCAGUAUUAGUUUUUUUACAGCAGGACUGGUGCUUACCUUUGAAUGGCAAAAAUUUACAAAAUAAAAAAUAUUAAAUAAUGUGAGUUCUCAAAA